GUUGAGCCGCGACUACCAAGCGGUGAACAUAUAUUUUAUAAUUUCUUUUCGAUUUUGACGGGAAUUAAAAAACGCGGGGGGAAAGGAGGGAUUUGAUAGCAUCGUUGCAUCGUGUACGACAUGAAUUUUAAUUGGGACGUGCAGGGUUCUGGUGUUAAAAGUAGCUACGCGAGGCACGUCUUGCCGAAAUUUCGCUUGUAAACAGAAGGUGAAGGAGGACACGCGAUUCGUUGCUGCGUGUCCACGCACGCGUACACGUUCUUCAUGAUAUAUCGUAUCGAAAUGUGCAUCGUAGCAAUUGUGGCUUCGCGUGACCUGUGAAUAUUCCAUUCGUAAAACGCAAUACGGUCUCCACGGAAAAUCGCUCGAAUUUUCAAUGUAUCUGCAUAUCUGUCGACCAAAUUCUCGGAAUCGUUCAAUCGCUAGUUUCAAAACAAAGCUUUGAGUAAAUUUAUAGCUGUGGAAAUAUAAACAAAUACCGGUUGUGUCCAUAAUUCUACGUACAAAAUUGUACGUAGUAAAACAAAAACGUUAGAAACAUAAUAACAUACCGUGUCUCCAACGUAUCUUUGGACGUAUAUUGUUGUCGAAAAAGAUAAGAGUGAAUCGAUUUCCAACUGUAUAUCGAUCGAUACUUUUCGAGAGUUACUCUGUCUCGACGUUAACCUCGCACGAAAGAGAUAUCUCGCGAGAAAAAGAGAAUCAGAAAAAUCGAAUCUCGAUUCUAGCAGAUUUUUCAGUGGCAGAUGGCUCGAUGGAAUUGUAUGAACCGCGUCUUGAUCUUUACCUCGCGUUUUGCAGCAUGUUGCGAGCCCUGAAGGCUCUGUCUAAGUAACAGUACUUCCUCGCGCUCGAUGGAGUAAGCCUCUCUCCGAAGAACGGGACCCACACUCCACGAGUCCGCUCUCUACACGCUCCUCGCCUCUCGCUUCCUCCCGCCUUUUCGUCGAACACACUCUUUCUGUGUAUUUCCCUCUCCCUCUGUCGUGUCCGAAGUAGUCUGGCCGGUCGAGCACGGGGAGUCUCGUGAAACCAGUCCUCGUACGGUGGACCUCUCGGUUGGGACCUGGGCAGAGAGAGGAGAUCGCUUGCUUCUCCUCUACCGGCACCUUCUUGCACCUGCCGUGUGAUUCCAAGUUUUUUGGCUUUCUAAACCGAUGUCUUCUGUGUCAACCUGUUCAAAAUAGCUGCAAGAUUUCCCGUGCAUGUUUUGGUACAGUGAGCUUCUAAUUGUUUUCCCGCGAAACUGAAACGCCCUCCGUGUUUAUUGCAUAAACUAAUCCUACUAGGAGAACGCAUCGGUCAUUUGUUAAGUGGCACGCUUUUGUAUUCGAAUAUAUUCGAAGAUUUCAAAUACAGUAUUUUGGUGUUUACAGAGUACUUGGGUUUGAGUGCCUAUGUUGCGAAUGCGACUCGUGAUUCAUUCAAGGAAAAGAGUUUAAAAAAUCUUAGUGCAUAAAGUUAAAAGAAACGUUUGUAAUAAGAUAUAUUUUUCAUCCUCUUUAUGUAAACGUGAUGUUUACGUUAAAAUAUAUGGCCUUUAUAUCGCUUGAUAUCAAUUUUUGGAGGAUACCAAAGAUAGUUCUACGAGAGAAAAAAUCAAUUGUCAAUAAUUGUUAAAAUCGGCGACACGUGCGAGCGAAUAGACUCGUGUGAAACGACAAUCAUCAUGCCAAUCGUUGUUGGAGCAUAUGAGAGAUCAAAAUGUAUUCUGAAAAAGUAAAAUGAACGAAAGAAUUGAUUAUUUCAAGGAUUUCGAAGAAUUUAUCGUGGAUAUCAAGAUUAUCAAAGUUGCAGGAUUAUCAGCUAUCGAUAAUCGAUUGUACGAUUUCGAUAAUUUGGAAUCGAAAGCCAGUAUCGCAUUGUCGAUUAGUGGAAGACAUUGAAUCGCCAUUGUUGAAUUUUAAGAGAUCGUUUAAAGUGGCCAAAUUUGUGUUCUUAUUACGUUUCCUACUCAUUACAGUCACGAUUACGUUACUAACCAGUGAAUUUAAUCGCGAUUAUUUCGUAUAUAACUUGAUUCAUGUGAAAAAUAACGCGAUGGAGUGGUUAAUCGGGUCGAGAUCAUAAAAAUUGAAAGCAAACACAAAGCAAGUAGUUGAAACCAGUGUUCUUUUUUUUUCCACGUGUGCGUGUUUGAGUUUGUGUAUUUUAUUUCGUUUUUAUUUCAUCUUAGUCGUUAUUUCCGUGUGCUUGAACUUCGAAACGAAUCGAUGGAUCAACGCUAAGGGUCUCUUUAAAGAAUUCGCAAAGAAAUAGCCAGAAAUGAAGACUACACAACGCACGUUAAGUUUUGACGAGACGUCGAUGGAUAGCUGUCCCCUGGCGGCAAUCACCGAGACACCGAGGGGCAACGAUUUGUCAAAGGAUGGGAACGAGGUGGAGGUGACGUCGUUAGAGGAGGCGAAAUCCGUGAUAGCGGCACUCCGAGCGAGGCAGAGGGCACAGGCGCAUCAGAUGCUCGCCUGGCGAAGGACGUUGAAAUUGCAGGAGGAUCUGGUGGCUCGAUUGACAAGGGAGAAGGCAGAACAGCUACGGACAUUGUCCUCGCAGUUACUGCUCUUCGAGUCGAGGCUUUGUCGGAAGCAGAAGGAGAUCGAGGCUAGUCUGGCGCAAAGGGAGUCCAUUAUUCUCAGACAACAGAGGGUGAUUCGUCAACUGCAGAGCAGAUUGGCGGAAAGAAGCACCGGUACAAGGGAUUCGCCACCUUGCGACGCCCUCGAUAGAUUGGAUAGCCUUGGAGAUAGUGACAGCGCCGUCGUUCUCGAGGAGGCGGCGGACGACCUAGCACCGCCAAGGUUCCGCUCAAACAUCACCGACGUUACGGUGAUUCGAUCGGUGUCGGACGCCGUCGAGCCAUCGAGCAAAUACUCGUCGAUGCGACGAUGCAACGGGUUCCUCAGGAGACCGGAAAUUUUGGAGACCGUUUACUCGGUCGAGGAGGACGGCGACAGCGAGAACAAUCAGGAGCCGUCCGAGUCGACCGAGAAUUCCGAGUGCGAGGAGAGACGGGCAAAAAAUUUGGGAAACGGGAAGGGCAGACUUCAGGAUUUGUAUGGCAGUUUUGAGAGACUUGCUCAAGAGGCGGAUUCUCCGCCGAGCGAAAGGCCGAGGGACGAAAGUCAGCAGGCGCAGGUCACGUACAACAGGGUAAUGAGCAAUCACAGAUCAGUCACAAAGCCAAAAGACGUAAAGUACAAGAGGAUAAACAAGGCGAAAUCGAAAAGCUUGGAAGAACUGAGGGGACGGUUGAGAAAUUGGGUGGAAAAAGGGAACAAAAUCGCUAUAUCGCUGGAUCAAUCUUACGCCUGAAUCUUUUAACGCCCUCUGAAAGUAUAUUUUAAAAAAUUUUUUGAAAACGGCGAUCCAAUUGGUCGAUUACGUUCUUCAUUGUCAUUCGUGCGCGAACAACCAAUCAAUCGCCGUUCUAUAUUUACAUUGAAAUUCUCAUCGCUCCAUGUGAUAUUUACCGUAGUGUCUCGAAAAUUAAAUUAGAAAUCUUAACGCUGUUGCGUGUCGACAAUUUUAACACUUGUGAUAUAUAUAUAAAUGAUUUUAUGGUAAUGAAACACAAAGUUAUCUAGUUGAUAAUUAUCAUCGCGAUUAUGAGACGAUAAGAAGAUUCGCAGAAUGGAGAAGGAAAUGGGACAAGAUAAUCGAGAAUAUUUGCUACUCGUACGUAAAUUUGAGAAGAAUCUUGCCGAGAUUGCUCUCUCUUUCUCUCUCUAUCUCUCUCUUUUCUUCGUGUCUUCCCUUUCGCAUAAAUUUUAAAUUAUAUUUCCACGAACUCGCGUUGCCAAAUUGUAUGGCGUACAAUCUUUAUACGGUUGUAUCUCGGUAAUUCGAAUUUCAACAUGGAGGUAAAAUCUUUCAAUUGUAAAGAUUUUAUUUUAUCCAAGUAUUUUCGAGUUAAAAAAAAGACGAGCAAAGAUUGGACAAAAAACAAAAGUAGUAUGGAAUGGUCGAUUAUUGAAAAGUUGUGACACGUAAUCACGAGUUGUAGAAAGUAAUAAUAAUAAAAGUUUCGCUUUCAGAAAUAAAUUUUUACUUGCAGGGGCUGCACUUCUCCGAAUUCGAGUUACAAAGAUAAAACAAUUCAACUCGUAUGAAAUUUAUAUUUCUACUUACAAAAAAGUUUUCACAAAGAAGAGAAUGAAAUUAUAGUCUUAUGAAUGUUUUUUGAGUCGCAGAGAUUCGAGUUAUCAAGGUUCGAUUGUACGAUAAAAUACGAGAUAUCUUCCACAACACUGUAAUUUACGAAUUAUUCUUCCGACGAGAAACGUCGAUAAAUGUGCACCCGUAUAACCGAGUGAACUUUCUCAUUGUACUAUUUUUUCUUCCCGAUAAGAGGUCGCGACACGCAUUCGCCAAUCCACGUCGAUGAUAUAGAUUUCUAUCUUUAAAUGGAUCCCUUUCGUCAAUUACGGACAUUGUGCUGUCGAUUAUCGAUUGAUGCAAUGUUUAAUCGAAUUCGAGAAAAUGUCGGACGUUCUUUCAAAGGGAAGACCAUAAGUGUGCGUGCGUAUUAUCGAAUUUGGCCUCAGCUCAAUUUUUUACGCGUUCUAUAAAAAUUGAUUAAGUAUCAUUCUUCGUACUAUCGCUCUUUUAUAAUACAAUAUUUGCUUAUUUUGUUAUUAUUCUCCAUUUGUAUACAUACACACGUUGCUUAUACGCAGAAACGAUAAACAGAAAAUAUGCUUUCGAUGCAUCAAAUGCAAAACUUAUACGAUAUUCUCGAACAUCUUACGACAGACGAUAUUUGUUAUAAUGUUCAACGAACAUUCUAUCACUUUAUUCAGUAUCGAUGAAUGUGCCACUCUAACCUACUUUUUCUAUUAAGGUAAUUUUGUUGUUGCGCGAAUUCGCUCGCUGAUUCUAUCACCAGGUUAAUUAGAAUAAUCGAUAUUUUAUAUCAUUGAAGACAGAGAUAUUGUAAUUCGAGUUAGAAAAUUGUUACUGAAAAGUAUUGAAUGCGUGACAGAAUCAUGGUACUCAAAGUAUAUCGAUCAGUAUUUUUAACUCGAUGACUAUAUUAUUCUAUUAUUGCAAUUGUUUUGAUUAGCCUGGUGCAUGGAUUUCUUUAGAUAAUCUUAAAGAUUAUCUAAUCUAAUCAACUGAAGAUAAUCAAUAUCUAUAUAAAUAUGUAUACGUGAUGCAUUUGCGAAGGUCUAAUGCAGCACGGAUUAUUUUUCGAGAUUUACGAAUAAUCUUUUCAACUAUUAGAAAUAUAUUCGUAAAACGAGUUAUUCCGUAGCAUAAUAUUUUUCGAUCGUUCUUUAUACCGUGAACCAGCGACAAACUCGACACUUUAUUUAUUUAUCGAUCAUGUAUGCGGCGAUCGUCUAACCUUUCUAUAUCUUAUUCUAUCGAAGUGAAAGAAACUAUUCUUGCGGGUACCUGUGUAAUAUUAAAAAAAAAAAAAAAAAAAAAAAAAAAAAAAAAAAAGAAAAAAAAAAGAAAAAAAAGAGAGAGAAAAAAUACAUAAAAAACGUUUUCUAUUUUCGCGUUCCGUUCGAGACCAAUUUAUAUAUAUUAUAUCUGACGUUCUCGAAUGGAAGGAAUAAAGAAUAUAAGAAAACUAUCGACAAUCCCCAAUUUUGAGAAAAAAAAAAAAAGAAAAUAUAUUCUAUUAGAAAAGAAUAUACAGAGACAUUUCUUUUGUAAAUAAAAUGAGAUGAAAUAUAUAUAUAUAUAUUAUAUUAUCAUAUGUAAUAUCUUAACGUUAAGUCAAGGCUCUUCGAAAUUCUGCAAGAUUUAUUAUGUAGAUAGCCAUGUUAACAAGAAUAAUAAAUUUUAACGAUAGAGAAUCAAGUUUUAUGUUCCUGCAGGCUGCAUAACAGCUACCGCGAGAUCUCGUGCAUAAUAUAUUUGCGCGCUUAUAAAUAUAUAUACCAUAUAAAUAUAUAAAUAUAUAAAAAUAUAUACUUAAGUCUAUUACUAAUAAAGAAAUCGGAAUGAGAAAUCGGAAUGAUGUUAACAGAUCGACGUUCAUAUUGGUUUACAAAUGUUCCGAUAUACACAUAAACAAUUAUGGAUACAAAACUGAUACAAAUGUUACAAAUGGUAUAUAAA
This is a messenger RNA of Apis florea (little honeybee), 6072 nucleotides long. RefSeq lists its product as uncharacterized. The record is from RefSeq and is a predicted model, not a curated record. NCBI's taxonomy places the organism in Eukaryota, Metazoa, Arthropoda, Insecta, Hymenoptera, Apidae.